UUCUGGUUUUCAGAAAUCGACUUUUGCCUUGCUUUUUGAAAGCAUGGGUUUAUUUACCUGGUAGAUGGUGUUUACAGGACUGAUGCAUGAGUCUGUAUUAACGUCCGGCCAAAGAUAACAGCUGAAGGCACAAGAUUACUCGCAUUAACUGUGAAGAAUGGCGCUACUCGGAUUUAUUAUCUCCCUUACAUUUCUCUCAAAUCUGAAUGUUGCUACGGAAAUCACCGACAGCCAUAUGUCUGGAAACUGCAUUAGCUCCGAAGGACCCAGAUUUAGCCCCAGUCCUCGGUGGCCUGAUAGUCCACACAUGGCAGGAGGGUCCAGCAUGCUAACGUUUACUUGUACUGUGAAUCAGAAUGUUACUCCAAGCUUCAACAUGACAUGGACUAAAGAUGGAAAAGUGAUUAGCCCAUCAGACCAUGCCCUCUUUAAAAAUGAAAACCAGGUUCUGGAGAUCUGGCCGCCAUUAAUGAAUACUGAUCAGGGAAUGUAUGCCUGCACAGUAACUGACAGUGUUGGACACACGUGUACAUACAGUGGAUAUGAAAUAGUUGUCCCCAUUGCUCCAGCAGAUGCACCAAGUAUUGUGGAGACAUCUCCAAUCAACAGGGUCAAGGUCGUUUCUCUGGGAGACAGCACCCAGAUCAGCUGUACCAUGACAGUAGGGUCAAUGGCAAUGAUGCUGGAGCGAUUUUGGAAGAGAAAUGGAACUAAGCUGGAGGACGACUCUCACUACACCUGGGACAAUUUAAAUCAUGAGAAUGGCAGGAAGGAGUUGAUCCUGAAUAUUACCAACAUCACAAGUGAAGAUUUGGGAGAUUAUGUUUGUGUGGCAGAAAACAGCUACGGCACAGAUAACAAAACCAUUACUCUACAACAGUACAUACCAGGUUCAGAUACAGGAGAUGUAUUGGCAAUGUGGCAGAUUGCUGUGAUAUCAGCCGGAGGAUUUCUAGUAUUAACCAUGUUUGUGGUUCUCAUGGUGAUACAAGUGAAACGACGGAAGGACCAGAUAGAUUGGCCUCCUCCUGAUCCAGAAAAGUAUGAUGUGCCAGGCUAUCACCUUGAGCAUGAUGUCUUCAUCUCCUACAGUAGUGAAGAUGAGGAAUGGGUUAAAACCAAACUCUUCAAGCAGCUUCUCAACAUGGGCUACAACGUAAACAUAGAUUUUAAAGACUUUGUACCAGGGAUGGCCAUUGCAGAAAAUGUCAUGGAUUCCAUCUACAAAAGUCGCAAGACUAUUGUCCUGAUGUCGAGAAAUUUCCUGAAGUCAAUGUGGGGACAGUUUGAACUGCAGCAGGCCCACAACAAGGCUAUUGCCCAGAGAAAGGACGUGCUGAUUCUCAUCAAGUUUGAUCAGUGUAAAGUUCCAGCUAAACUUAUGGGUAAAACAUUCCUGGACUGGACGGACAAGGAUAUACAGCCACACUUCUGGCAGCGACUACAAGACGCCAUCGGUGAUCCUGUCGACUACACAGAAAGAAACCAUGCUCCUGGUGCUGCGGACCAACUUCCUGUUGCUGGAGAUCAGCUUCCAGUUACUGCGGACCAACUUCCUAUUGCUGGAGAUCAGCUUCCAGUUACUGCGGACCAACUUCCUGUUGCUGUGGACCUACUUCCUGUUGCUGCAGAUCAGCUUACAGUUACUGCGGACCAACUUCCUGUGAGGAAGCAAGAUAACAAGAGUACUGAUGAACUGAAAGUUGAUAAAGAAAAUCGGAAAAAUUUAGAGAAAGAAGAGAACAAAGUACGUAUGAGACCAAAGAAGAUAAAGAAAAGACAGAAAAUGGAGGAAUGGGAUCAAAUGAAUGAAGAGGACAUGGAAGGUAUAAGGAUAAGCCAGGAGGAAAAAAUGCAGUUGAUUGCUUAACUCAGACAGGGAGUUACUUGUUAAUUAUAUAUGGGUAAACACACUAACUCUGACAGGGAAUAUCUCCUUACUUUUAUAUGGGUAAACACACUUACUCUGACAGGGAGUUACUUGUUAAUUAUAUAUGGGUAAACACACUUACUCUGACAGGGAGUAUCUCGUUAAUUUUAUAUGGGUAAACACACUUACUCUGACAGGGAGUUACUUGUUAAUUAUAUAUGGGUAAACACACUAACUCUGACAGGGAAUAUCUUGUUAAUUUAAUAUUGGUAAACACACUAACUCUGACAGGGAGUAUCUCGUUAAUUUUAUAUGGGUAAACACACUAACUCUGACAGAGUGUUGUGUCCUAUAAACUUUGGUGUCAUAUUCGAUCAACUUUGUGAAGGAAUAUUCCAUUUGACUGGGAGAAUCCCAUUAACUUUGGUAAAUCGGGUCCCAUUGAUAACGGCAGAAAUUAAAGGACAGUAGAAUUGAAUGAUUUUUGCAUAUUAUUUAUAUUUAACCUUUUCCCUGUUUUUAUUUUUUCAUCUUUAAUAUUCCAUUGAUUAUUAUGGAGAGCAAAACCUUGAAAGUGUCUGUUGCUUGAUGAUCAUGCUGAUUUGGACGAGCAUGUGUAAUUAACUGUUGCUUUUUUAACCAAACUUGCAUUUAUUAGAUAUCAGUAUUUCGACUGUAUAUGCAAAUAUUUUAUUGAAACAUGUAAGAAAACUAGUUUUUUUUUACUCAUUUGGCAAUUCACAAAAUCAAAACCUUGUGAAUAACUCCUAUUAAUUAUUCACAAAAUAUUUUUCCUAUGAAAAUAACAAAUUGCAUUUAUACAGUUUUAGCUGGGACGACUUCUCAGUUGUUAUGGACUAAAAAUUGGUGAAUUCAAACUUGAAUCUAAAACAUAUAUUUAAAUAUCUUCAAUAAUAUUAUAAUAAUUUAUCAAAGUUUUACUUUAUACACCAACGAUGUAUGUAUAAAACGUGUUGCGACGUUUCAAGACCGACUGGUCCCUCUGUCAAGCUAUGACAUUUUUAAGAGUUUUUGGUGCCAUUAAUAAGUUUGGUAACUCGAUAUUUUAUAGUAACGGUUUGAUAUAGAAGUUAUUUCCCUGUUUAGAUGGGAAUUGUAUUACUAAUGUUGUGUUGAAUUUAUUAGUUAAUACUUGUUUGGUCUGUAGUGCUACUUAACUUGAAAUGUUAGAUGAUAAAUUUCCUGAAUAGUUUUACCAAAGCAAUACAGUAGCUUUGCUAUGAAUUUCUACAUGAUUCCAUUCUUUUUUCAUUAAUUCAUAUUCAGGAUUGAUCAAAAAUGUAUUUUUUCUGUCAGGCAAUUAUUUAUACAUAACACAGAACAAAACACAAGUUAAUGUGCUUGCAAACCAUUUUAGAAAAGUUUUCACCAUGUUUUUUUUUAUAUUAUUCUUGUUUUAAUCAGAUUUUUAGAUGAACAAUUUAUAUUUAUUUGUAAUUAUGAUGGACCAUAUUUUAUAAAUUAAAUUAUAAUAUGCAUUUAUAUAUUUGAUGUGUGUUAUCAUGACUUUUUCUGUACACAAUGGUAAUUGUAAUCACAGCAUUUAACAUGACGCUAACAGAAUCAGAAAACAAAUGUCUUCAUAUGGAAUGACAGCAUCACAGUGUCAAGUGUUUCUGGCAUAGAUAUUCCCACCUCUUAGAUUUGUAGUCUUGCACAUUCAUGUAAACAUAAGCCACUUUAUUGAUCAGGUAUAGAAGAGAAAUACUUUUACAUGGUUAUGCUUUAACUCAUUCACCCCUGAAGACGCAUUUGAAC
Messenger RNA from Mizuhopecten yessoensis (Yesso scallop), 3649 nucleotides. RefSeq lists its product as uncharacterized. Lineage: Eukaryota; Metazoa; Mollusca; Bivalvia; Pectinida; Pectinidae. Gene Ontology annotation, biological process: signal transduction. The record is from RefSeq and is a predicted model, not a curated record. The transcript has 10 exons. Bases 158 to 1870 code for a protein of 570 amino acids.